AUGGACUCUAGCGAAAUAUUAUCCCCGGCUACCUCGGCGGUGUCAAACCAGGAGGAGGUGGAGAGCGAUGCCCCCAGCUGUUCGUCUGGAGACAGCACGGGGGAGAAGUUUGUCCCUGUGCUUCUCUGCACAUAUUGUCGCAUGCCCAUUGCCCAAUAUGGCGAGAUACUUUCUCACCGCGCCACUGAUGCCUGGGCGUCGCAGGUAUACACGUACGAGUUGGAGCUCUUUGACGACAACCCCCCUCUGUGGUGCUACUCCGCCACCAACCCCUCCGCCCACCGCUUCGACCUCGUGCGGUGCGACGCGGCAAUCGCGCUUGGGCACCGGCGCAUACAGCUCACUGGUGCGUGGUCGGCGGAGCACACCUUCUUCCUUGGCCACGAGUGGCGCUACGCCGUGUGCAAGAACUGCAACAGCUUUCUCGGAUGGGGCUUUCGCCCGAGUUUGCAGCCUUCCAACGACGUCGAAGACGCGGCCGCGGCGCCCGCUGCGGACGCCGAGGCCACUGACGAGGGUCUCAGUUUUGUUGGAAUUAUUUUGACUCGCUGCACCGGCCACGAGAAGUACCCGUUGGAUUUGCUUAAGUUCCGCGAAGUUGCGAGAUCCUCGGAUGGCCCGUCGUAG
Molecule: messenger RNA, 627 nt
Organism: Trypanosoma rangeli
Lineage: Eukaryota; Euglenozoa; Kinetoplastea; Trypanosomatida; Trypanosomatidae
Exons: 1
Coding region: 1-627 (208 amino acids)
Source: RefSeq, a predicted model, not a curated record